Molecule: messenger RNA, 312 nt
Organism: Penicillium vulpinum
Lineage: Eukaryota; Fungi; Ascomycota; Eurotiomycetes; Eurotiales; Aspergillaceae
Product: histone H4
Exons: 2
Coding region: 1-312 (103 amino acids)
Biological process (GO): nucleosome assembly
Cellular component (GO): nucleosome
Molecular function (GO): DNA binding; structural constituent of chromatin; protein heterodimerization activity
Source: RefSeq, a predicted model, not a curated record
AUGUCUGGACGCGGCAAAGGCGGAAAAGGCCUCGGCAAAGGCGGCGCCAAGCGCCACCGUAAGAUUUUGCGCGACAACAUCCAGGGCAUCACCAAGCCCGCCAUCCGCCGUCUCGCCCGUCGUGGCGGUGUCAAGCGUAUCUCCGCCAUGAUCUACGAGGAGACUCGCGGUGUGCUCAAGUCUUUCCUUGAGUCUGUUAUCCGUGACGCUGUCACUUACACCGAGCACGCUAAGCGUAAGACUGUCACUUCUCUUGACGUUGUCUACGCUCUUAAGCGCCAGGGCCGUACUCUCUACGGUUUCGGUGGUUAG